Brassicogethes aeneus is the source of this 1710-nucleotide messenger RNA. NCBI's taxonomy places the organism in Eukaryota, Metazoa, Arthropoda, Insecta, Coleoptera, Nitidulidae. The record is from the annotation of a GenBank genome assembly.
AUGGAGAUAGUUAAGGACCUCAAAAAGGCCCUGGAUACGGAGAGAGAGGAAAUUAAGAUCGAGAGGGAGGAAAUCAGGAAGGAGAGUAAGGAGAUGAAGAAAGAGGCGGAAGCGCUGAAGAGGGAGGCUGGGACUCUCAGCCUCCAAAUUAAAGGUAUGGAGGCCCUCAAGCAGGUUGACCGGACUCUGAAGGAGGUGGCAGCGGCACCCAUGAGCUACGCGCAGGCGGCUGGGGAGGCGGCGGCUCCAGGCGGCGAGGACCCAUUCCGCAAGGAUUGGGACAGGAUCGUCGCAGCCGCGAACACGCUGGAAACCUCGGAAAACGCGGAGAUGGGGGCAUUAUGCAGGGCCAUAAUGUCAGCCCAAGAAGCCGGCAUGGGCAAGGCUAUCGACGGCAGUAGGGUCCCGAAACCUAUGGUCACGCGGGAGCUCAGAGUGGAGGGCAGCCAGAGCUACGACCAUUUUAGAGCAGUGGAGAUCAGAGGGUGGCCGGCAGAUAGCUUCAGGGGCACGGAGAUAGUGGAGGUAAACCCAGUCACCAGCACGAGCGAGGAGGUAGGCCUUAUCAUCCCCUGCGGGAUGGAGGAUAUGGCUGAGGGGAUCCUUGCAGUGGCCAGAGAUCGGUUCCCGGAUCUGGCCAACAACAUGGAGGGGGAACAGAUCCUGGAAACGUACACAAAGAUGGGUUCCAUUAAGAGGACAAAGAAGAUCCUAGUGGCGAGGCCCAACGCGGAAGACCCUGCCGAGGCCAUGUUCCAGGGAAUGGUCGAGCUGGGGGAGAUUGCCAAGGCUAUUGGUGCAGAAAUGCUGUCCUUAGCGGCCCCGGCUGUUACGGCAGUGACGGCGAGAAAAAUGGCGGCCUGCGUCCUGGUUGCUAAACUGGAAAUACUAGCCAGGGUCUGCGUCCCAAAGCGGCAACUCAGGCAGGCAGGAAUCACUCGUCCCCCACUGGCGCGGCAAACCAGCAUUAAGCCUAAAAAAAUACAUCGUCAUGAAGCCGUUCUGAUUAAGGGGUCUAAACGGGAGGAGUACCCGGCACUCCUGGCCAGCGCGAGGAAGGCGUUAAAGGGGCAUGACCUUAGGGUGGCAGAUGUCCAUCAGACAAGGGACGGGCAUCUGCUAAUUAGCCUAAGCGAGGGCAGCGCCAAGGACGUCGCCAAAAUAAUUACGGAGGGCAAUGUCGGGGAGAAAGUUGAAGCCCUCAUGAGCGAGAGGAGGACCACUCUGAUGAUGUCGAACAUCGAGGCUGCCCUGGGUGAAGCGGAUAUCAGGGCUGCCAUCGUCGAGCAAACCGGGGCAGCUGCCGAAGACAUUGAGGUUAGGGACCUGCGAGGAGGCUUUAAGGGCAAGCAGACGGCGACGGUUUUGGCUCCCGCGGAGAUCAGCGCGACGAUCUUAGCUCACAGGGGCAUCAUCAUGGGGCUGACCCCAGCCAGCGCCAGGCCCAGGGUCAACAUCGAGAAGUGCCACAAGUGCUGGAAGCCCGGGCAGGUGCGCCGGGACGGAUCGGUCAAAGUGUUGCCUCAAGUGCGGCAAAACAGGGCACACGGUCGUUAAAUGCACGGAGGAGCCCUACUGCCCCCUGUGCGAGCAGCCGCACCGGGCCUGGUCCGGCAAGUGCGGCCGAAUGAGGACACUCCUCGCGUCGGUCACUAGAAGCAGAGGAAGCAAGGAUGGCGGCGGAAGACCUGCGGAGCAUCCCCAAUGGAC